GCAGGGGGAGGCGGGGAGAAGGGGAAGGGGGCGGAGCCUUGCUCCGGCCCCGCCCCCACCCGCGGCGGCGCAGGGCGGCCGCGGGGGUGUCGGCAACAGCUGCAGCCGCCUGCGCCGCCCCCUCGGCCGCGGCUCCCGGGGUGAGCCGGAGCUCGGCGGGCGGCUCGCGGCGCGGCGGCCCCAGAAGACAGGAAAGUUCCCUGCCGGAGCGCCGAGAUGCCGGGCAGCGACACGGCGCUCACCGUGGACCGGACCUACUCGGACCCGGGCCGGCAACACCGCUGCAGGAGCCGGGUAGAACGCCAUGACAUGAAUACCUUAAGCCUGCCCCUGAGCAUACGCCGUGGGGGGUCAGACACCAACCUCAACUUUGAUGUACCAGAUGGCAUCUUGGACUUCCACAAGGUCAAACUCACCGCAGACAGCCUGAAACAAAAAAUUCUAAAGGUAACAGAGCAGAUAAAAAUUGAGCAAACAUCCCGCGAUGGGAAUGUCGCCGAGUAUCUAAAACUAGUUAACAGUGCAGACAAGCAGCAGGCUGGACGCAUCAAGCAAGUCUUUGAGAAGAAGAAUCAGAAGUCGGCUCACUCCAUCGCCCAGCUGCAGAAGAAGCUCGAGCAGUACCACAGAAAGCUCCGAGAGCUUGAGCAGAAUGGAGCCCCCAGGAGCUCCAAGGACAUUUCCAAAGACCGCCUGAAGGACAUACACCACUCUCUGAAAGAUGCCCACGUGAAGUCUCGGACUGCGCCCCACAGCAUGGAGGGCAGUAAGUCGGGCAUGCCCGGCGUGUCCCUUACUCCCCCCGUGUUUGUGUUCAACAAGUCCAGAGAGUUUGCCAACUUGAUCCGGAAUAAGUUUGGCAGUGCUGACAACAUCGCUCACUUAAAAAGUUCCUUAGAGGAGUUCAGGCCUGAGGCGAGUGCCCGGGGAUAUGGGGGCAGCGCUACCAUCGUGGACAAACCCAAGUAUGGCAGUGACGACGAGUGUUCCAGUGGCACGUCAGGCUCAGCUGACAGUGAUGGGAACCAGUCCUUCGGAGCUGGGGCAGCCAGCACGCUGGACAGCCAGGGGAAGCUCGCCGUGAUCCUGGAAGAGCUGAGGGAGAUCAAAGACACCCAGGCACAGCUGGCCGAGGACAUCGAGGCGCUGAAGGUGCAGUUUAAGAGGGAGUAUGGUUUUAUUUCUCAGACGCUGCAGGAGGAGAGAUACAGGUACGAGCGACUGGAGGACCAGCUGCAUGACCUGACGGACCUGCACCAGCACGAGACAGCCAACCUGAAGCAGGAGCUGGCCAGCAUCGAGGAGAAGGUGGCCUACCAGGCCCACGAGCGGGCACGCGACAUCCAGGAAGCCUUGGAAUCGUGCCAGACCCGCAUUUCUAAGCUGGAACUCCACCAGCAGGAGCAGCAGGCCCUGCAGACAGACACGGUGAACGCCAAAGUGCUCCUGGGGAAGUGCAUAAACGUGGUCCUGGCCAUCAUGACCGUCAUCUUAGUGUGCGUGUCAACCAUCGCGAAGUUCGUCUCGCCCAUGAUGAAGAGCCGCUUCCACAUCCUGGGCACCUUCUUCGCCGUGACUCUGCUUGCGAUAUUUUGUAAAAACUGGGACCAUAUUCUGUGUGCCAUAGAAAGGAUAAUAAUACCGAGAUGAAGCCACUGGUUCCUACCUUCAAGUUCUUAACAGUUUUUAUUUAAAAAAAACAAACAAA
Molecule: messenger RNA, 1708 nt
Organism: Nycticebus coucang (slow loris)
Lineage: Eukaryota; Metazoa; Chordata; Mammalia; Primates; Lorisidae
Gene: TMCC3
Product: transmembrane and coiled-coil domain family 3
Exons: 4
Coding region: 217-1650 (477 amino acids)
Cellular component (GO): endomembrane system
Source: RefSeq, a predicted model, not a curated record